AUGCUCACAAAAUUUUUCACUAGACUAACGGCAAAAUCUAUCCAAUAUGACCAGCACCAGAAUGAGUUGGUACAACAAUCACGACCCCAACACACUCAGUUACCCCAACCUCCAUUAAAACCUCCUACUUUUCAACAACAACAACAACAACAACAACAACAACAACAACAACAGCAACAGCAACAGCAACAGCAAAGGCUACUACUAGAAAACUUGAAUAAUCAUGAUACCAAUCGCGGUAUAUCAUCGCUACUACCGCUACAAUUCAGAUCAAUUGAUGAUUGCGAGCUUCAGGACCUACUAUUGAUCAGCGAUGUAAAUGGUAACUUACAUGGAUUAGAACGAAGCACAGGCUCGCUUAUCUGGACCUUACCUAUCGAUGAACCUUUGGUUAAGGUGCAAACAAAUAACUCAAACGAAAAUACAACAUCUAGUGAGAAAACACAAUCUAAUAUACUCUGGUUUGUUGAACCCUAUGAAGAUGGCACACUAUUCUAUUUCACGCCAAUGUUUGGGCUCAAUAAACUUCCAACUAGCAUUAAAACCCUCGUCAUGGAGUCUCCGUUCUCCUUGAGUGGCGACGACAAAAUAUACACAGGUACAAGAAGAACAUCCUUGUAUAAUUUGAACAUACAUACAGGUGAAAUCAAAUCGUCUUUUGGUCAAGAAGCAGCAGCAGCAUGUCCUGUUCCCACAAGCGCACUACCGCCUAAUCAGAAUGCUGCUAAUGAAGAUACCAUCAUGAUUGGCAAAACCACAUAUGAGUUGAGUAUUCAUUCAAAAACAAAUAGUAAUAUCGUCUGGAAUGUCACAUACUCCAAGUGGGUUCCCAACAACAUUGAUAAUGAUUUAAUUAUGCAAAAUCAAGAAUCGUUGGACAAGCUUUACUUUACUCCAUUUCACGAUCGUUCGUUAUUGGCUAUCAAUAAAGAUAUGGGCACGCCCAUAUGGAUUAGCAAAUUACCAGCGCUUGCAGUUAAUGUGUUUGAUGUUUUCUACAGCGGCGACAAGACCAAUGAUUACAUCUUGCUACCGCAUCCUCUAAAAGUAUUGAAUGACUUGCAAACAGGCGAGCAGAACAACAACAACAACAACAACGAUAUGGUGUUCCUUAACAAGACAUCAGAUUCAAAUCAGUGGGUUGCCAUGAGUUUCAAAAAUUAUCCGACACUAAUCAAGAGUGCUCCGUUAUCAAAAUACCAAGCUAUUUUAAACAGAUACUACGCUGGAAUCAAUGAUGCCUAUGAUGAUAACAGUAACUAUAUUACAAAUUAUCAGUUGGCAAAAGAGAAACCGGAGAAAGUAGAAGAAUUAAUCAGCGGAAUUCAUAAGGUGAAUGAGUUAUCAAGUGAAACGUCGUAUCAGCCUAUUCGUAGGUUUUCAUCCUUGGGUAUUAAACGUAUUGGCGAUGGUCGAGAGGAGACUCGAGAAUCACUGGAAGACGAGCCUAUGCAAACCAUUCCGAAUAUUGUGAAUGGAAUUAGGUUUCCUGCAAAAGUGUCAACCAUUGGAUCAGAUAUUGUUAUGCUUCAGCCUGCUCAAAAUAAUGACGCUCAACAGUAUGAGCCAAUUGAUUCUUCAAUUGGGAAUUUUGGAUCUGCUGCCAUUGUCAAGCGAAUUUUUGAAGAUCUUGGUGUUUUAUUGGUUGUACUAAUUUUGGUCAUGGUCUUUGGUCGAUCUAAUAAGCAUGUAAAGAAAUUAUUUGGAGAAUUUCGAGUUACAAAGGAUUUGGAAAUCGAUGGUGAUAUGAGUGCCCAAAAUGAAGCAAUGGCGGCAGAAAUGGAAGAGAAGGCAGCCAUAUGUACUGAUGCUUUUGAAAAUAAGGUGCUGGAAGAUAAACUGAAAGACAAACUGGAAGAUGAGCUGGAAGAUGAACGUACAGAUAACCUGGAAGUUAUGAAUACUUUAGGUGAGAAAAUUGUAGAUCUUGAUUUUGAAACCAAAAAGACUCUGGAAGUCAAUGGAAAUCUGGUGGAAAUAAACGGUGAAGAGAAUACUAUUUAUAAAAAGAAGAAAGUUAGAAUCAUUGAACCGGAAAAUUCAGAGGACGGGUCUACUUCUGAGGACAAUGAGGUCAAAGAAGUAGAGUCAAAGGCAGAUGGAGAUAUGAAUGGCGAGACCACCACCACUACCAAUCAAGAAGAACCAGCAACAAAGAAGAAAAGAAAGAGGGGAAGUCGUGGUGGAAAGCGAGGUGGUAGACAUAUUAACAAGAACAAAUCCAAUAAUGACAACAAUUCCAACGGAAAUGUUGAAGAAAACGCCGAAGAAAUCAUAGAGGAGAGUAUCAAGGCAGACAAACCUGCCGAAGAGGAGGACAUAAUAGCUACCAAGAGUCUUAUUAAAAGUACUCCGUUACCUCCAUCAAAAACGAAAAAGAAGCUUCAAAUUGAAAACAACCUCAUUAUAUCGGACAAGAUUUUAGGUUACGGGUCUCAUGGAACUGUAGUGUUUGAAGGCUCGUUUGAGAACAGGCCAGUUGCGGUUAAGCGUAUGUUACUUGAUUUCUAUGAUGUUGCUAAUCAUGAAGUGCGCUUGCUUCAAGAAUCAGAUGACCACCCAAAUGUGAUUAGGUAUUUUUGCUCCCAAAGUUCAGAAUCGGAGAAAUUUUUGUACAUUGCUUUAGAAUUGUGUUUGUGCACUUUAGAAGAUAUCAUUGAGAAACCACAAAAGGUAGUCGAUUUGUGUAUUCCAAGGAAAAACGACAUACUUUAUCAAUUGGCUAGUGGAUUACAUUAUCUACAUUCAUUGAAGAUUGUUCAUCGAGACAUUAAACCUCAAAACAUAUUAGUUUCAAAUGUGAAAAACAAGCAAGCAAAGAAGGAUAAAAGUGUAGAGCAAACUCAAGAGCAAAACAAUGUCCGUUUGUUGAUUUCUGAUUUUGGUUUGUGCAAGAAGCUAGACAAUGAUCAAUCAUCAUUCAGGGCUACAACGCAAUAUGCCGCUUCUGGAACAUCUGGCUGGAGAGCACCAGAGUUACUUUUGCAUCAUGAUUUGACGGAGAUAUCGACUGAUUCCAUAUCAUCAAUUCAUUCCAAUGGAGGAGCCGGUGCACAAGAUUCAUCGUCUUCUUCUUCUUCUGCUACUACGUCUACGGGUUCAGGCAAAAGGUUGACCAAGGCAAUUGAUAUAUUUUCCUUGGGGUGCGUUUUCUUUUACAUAUUAACUGGCGGCCACCACCCAUUUGGAGAUCGGUACAUGCGUGAGGGAAACAUUAUAAAAGGAGAGUACAGCUUGAAAAUGUUAUUGCAAAAAUGUCCUAAUGAUAAAUUUGAGUCUAUUGACUUGAUUUCAAAGCUCAUUGACGCGAACCCUAGGAGAAGGCCCAAUACUACAACUAUAUUGAAACAUCCCUUGUUUUGGUCAAAUCAUAAACGUCUUGAAUUCAUUAUCAAGAUAAGCGAUACGAUAGAUCGAGUUAACCGAAAACUACCCAGUGAACUAUUAACCAAUUUGGAAUCUCAUGCUUCCAAAGUACACCAACUAGAUUGGAGAAAAUCAUUAGACCUGGAAUUGCUUGAAAAUUUGGGCACUUACAGAAUGUAUCAAACUGAAAAACUAGCAGAUUUGAUUCGAGCAAUUAGGAAUAAAUCACGUCAUUAUGAUGAACUACCAAAGACGUUACAAGCUAAAAUAGGACCUUUCCCUGAUGGAUUUUACAAGUAUUUCAAUGACAAAUUCCCAAACUUGUUGAUGGAGUUGUAUUAUUUUGUCGAACAAAAUUUGAAAGACGAGUAUGAGAUAAAGCUCUUUUACUUUUAA
Lodderomyces oxycetoniae is the source of this 3762-nucleotide messenger RNA. It is a transcript of the gene IRE1, whose product is annotated as bifunctional endoribonuclease/protein kinase. The coding region runs from base 1 to 3762 and encodes 1253 amino acids. NCBI's taxonomy places the organism in Eukaryota, Fungi, Ascomycota, Pichiomycetes, Serinales, Debaryomycetaceae. Gene Ontology annotation, cellular component: IRE1-TRAF2-ASK1 complex. Gene Ontology annotation, molecular function: ATP binding; protein serine/threonine kinase activity; RNA endonuclease activity. Gene Ontology annotation, biological process: IRE1-mediated unfolded protein response; intrinsic apoptotic signaling pathway in response to endoplasmic reticulum stress; mRNA processing. The transcript is spliced from 2 exons. The record is from RefSeq and is a predicted model, not a curated record.